This is a messenger RNA of Sceloporus undulatus (fence lizard), 3634 nucleotides long. RefSeq names its product regulatory factor X1 (gene RFX1). Gene Ontology annotation, cellular component: nucleus. The coding region runs from base 271 to 3528 and encodes 1085 amino acids. Gene Ontology annotation, biological process: regulation of transcription by RNA polymerase II. The transcript has 22 exons. Lineage: Eukaryota; Metazoa; Chordata; Lepidosauria; Squamata; Phrynosomatidae. Gene Ontology annotation, molecular function: DNA-binding transcription factor activity, RNA polymerase II-specific; RNA polymerase II cis-regulatory region sequence-specific DNA binding. The record is from RefSeq and is a predicted model, not a curated record.
UGGGUAGCAACAGUUGCCCCGGUGAGGGAACACGGAGGGCGCCAUAGCCACCGUAGUCGUGGCGACCAGGAAACCCGGCAACAACAACGACAACAACAACAACCGCCGCCGCCCACCCUCCCCGAUUCCCGCCAAAAUCGAGAGAGGGGGGGACGAUAGUCGCGACACCGUCCCCGCCCCUCCCCAGGAGGGGACGCGGCCUCGAGGGGCCGGGGCGGUCCAGGAAGCAAAAAAAAAGCCUUAUUUAUUAUCAUUUUCCCCACUGUUGGCAUGGCAACACAGGCGUACGUUACAGAAUUACCGGCAGCCCAACAACAGUCACAACAGCAACAACAGUCACAGCAACAGCCAGCAGCAACGGCAGCCACGGCAGCACCUGUGGUGGUGGCGGCGGCAGCAGCAGCAGCAGCUCAGCAACAGUAUGUGGCGGAAUUGCAAGGUGCGCAGCAGCAACAGCCCACGCCGAAACAGUAUGUCUCAGAAAUCCCGCCUCCCCAGACGCAGGCUCCACCCACUGGACAACAAACCCCAACGCCAGCCCCACAGCAGUACAUUGUAGUGACUGUCUCAGAAGGCUCCAUGAGGCCCAGUGACACAGUUUCAGAAUCCAGUCCAGGUUCCACAGCUACACAGUCAGGGGUACCGACUCAGGUGGUCCAGCAAGUCCAGGCUACUCAGCAGAGGCUAUUGGUCCAGGCCAGCGUGCAGACAAAGCCUGGAACAGUAUCUCCACUACAACUUACAAGCGUGCAAGUACCUCAGCAGCGGCUGGUGGUACAGAGUACUUCACAGGCUAGUAAAGGAGGACCAGUCGCGCUGGCCGUCCAUGGCGUGCAGCAGGUCCACUCUUCGCCUGAGCACUCCCCUGUCCAGAACAGCAGCUCUGCCGCUAAACCGGGACAAGUACAGCAGCUCCAGGUCCACGGAGUCCAGCAAGUGCCUGUUGCACAAGAGAGAUCUGUUGUGCAGACAACUCCCUCCGCUCCCAAAGCUGGUGCAGUGCAACAACUUGCAGUGCAAGGACUUCAACAGGUUCAUGUCACUCAAGAGAGCACAGACAGUGGCCCUUCUAAGAGCAGUCAGCAGUCGCAGCAGCAGGAGCAACAAGGAGUACAGCAAGGUUUCUCCCUAGAGUGCAGCAGCAGCAGCAAUGGCAAUCGCAUCAGCAGCAGUGCACCCCAGCUGGCCAGUUGCUGUUUGUCCAGCCCAGAGCACAGGCUCCACUACAUGCACUCCUUAGAUUCCGCCUCGGAGCAGUGGGUGGAGCUGGUCCGCAUGCUUCCUCAGCCGCUCCUCCUGCCACAACAGAAGGUGGUGAUAGAGCAGCUACCAUUCCUCUCCUCUCAUCACUCCAGCCCUGAUCAGAGAGUCAAGAUUCAGAGAGUCCCUCAGGUGCUAGUGUUUGGAACAGCAGCAACAGCGCUUAAAGUCCAGCAGCUCCAGCAAGUACCUGUCCAGCAUGUCUAUCCUAACCAGGUGCAGUAUGUGGAAGGAGGAGAUGCCAGCUACACAGCAAGUACCAUACGCUCCAACACCUAUCCCUACACGGAGACCCCUCUCUACACACAGAACACUGGAGCAAACUACUAUGAAUCACAAGGCACCUCAACGCAAGUCACCACCCCAGCAACCUCCCAGGCAGUGGCCAGUAGUGGCUCAGUGCCCAUGUAUGUCUCUGGAGGGCAGAUCAUAGCCAAUCCAAGUGGAGGCAGCAGUGCUGGAGGAGGCGGAAGUGGAGGCGGAAGCGGAGGAGGUGCCGGCAAUGGUGGAGGCAGCACAGCUGGUGGAGGAGGUGGCGGCAGCAGCAGUAGUGGCAGCACAGGGACCUACGUGAUUCAAGGAGGCUAUAUGCUGGGAAGUUCAAGCCAGUCCUAUUCACACACCACCCGUGCCUCCCCAGCAACUGUCCAGUGGCUGUUGGAUAACUAUGAGACCGCUGAGGGUGUGAGCCUUCCCCGCAGUACCUUGUACUGCCAUUACCUCCUGCAUUGCCAGGAGCAGAAACUGGAGCCAGUCAAUGCAGCAUCCUUUGGCAAGCUGAUCCGUUCGGUGUUUAUGGGUCUCCGUACUCGCCGGCUUGGAACCAGAGGGAAUUCCAAAUACCACUACUAUGGGUUACGCAUCAAAGCCAACUCCCCACUGCUACGGCUCAUGGAAGACCAGCAACACCUGGCUAUGAGGCAACAGCCCUUUUCCCAGAAGCAGAGGCUCAAAACCAUUCAGAAGAUGGAGGGCAUGACCAAUGGAGUAGCUGUGGGUCAGCAGCAGGCUUCUGGACUGUCUGACAUUAGUGCCCAAGUGCAACAGUACCAGCAGUUCCUGGAUGCCUCUCGCAGCCUGCCUGACUUUGCAGAGUUAGACCUACAAGGGAAGGCCCUCCCUGAGGGCAUUGGGCCUGAAGAUUUGAAAGCUUUCCAGUUGCUCUAUAGAGAACAUUGUGAGGCAAUUGUUGAUGUGAUGGUCAACCUGCAGUUCACCCUGGUGGAGACACUCUGGAAGACAUUUUGGCGAUACAAUAUGAACCAGCCUAGUGAAGCCACCCCAAUUGUUAUCCAUGAUGAAGCAGAGAAGCGCCUCCCAAAAAGCUGCUUGGUGACCCUGUCCAAAUAUGAACCUGUUCUCAAAUGGACAAAGGACUGUGACAACUUGCUGUACCAGGGGCUGGUAGAGGUCUUGAUCCCAGAAGUGCUCCGGCCCAUUCCGAGUGCCUUGACGCAAGCAAUCCGAAAUUUUGCAAAAAGUUUGGAGAGCUGGCUGACAAAUGCCAUGAUGAAUAUUCCAGAAGAGAUGGUCCGUGUGAAGGUGGCAGCAGCAAGUGCCUUUGCCCAGACCCUGCGGCGUUACACCUCCCUGAACCAUCUUGCCCAGGCUGCCCGGGCCGUCUUACAGAACACAGCUCAGAUUAAUCAGAUGCUGAGCGAUCUCAACCGGGUGGAUUUUGCAAAUGUCCAGGAGCAGGCCUCAUGGGUGUGUCGGUGCGAGGAUCGUGUGGUGCAGCGCCUUGAGCAAGACUUUAAGAUGACUCUGCAGCAGCAGAACUCUCUGGAGCAGUGGGCUGUGUGGCUGGAUGGUGUAGUCAGCCAAGUCUUAAAACCCUACCAUGGCAGCCCCAGCUUCCCCAAAGCCGCCAAACUCUUUCUCCUCAAGUGGUCCUUCUACAGCUCCAUGGUGAUUCGGGAUCUGACUCUGCGGAGUGCAGCCAGUUUUGGAUCCUUCCAUCUCAUCCGUCUCUUGUAUGAUGAGUAUAUGUACUACCUGAUAGAGCACCGUGUGGCUCAGGCCAAGGGCGAGACGCCUAUCGCUGUGAUGGGAGAGUUUGCGAACCUGACGAGUUCCUUGAACUCCUUGGACCCAGAUAAAGAUGAGGAAGAGGAAGAGGAGGAAGAGAGCGAUGAGGAAAUGCCCCAGGAGUUAUCUCUCAGCUCCAAUGAGUCCAGCAGCUUAACCGCCGACCCCAUGGAGCCACCCUCAAAGCUGGCACGGACAGACUCGCGAGGCAUCUUUGUGCAAGCAUUGCCCUCCAGCUAGAGUGACAAAAAGGGACUGACUGCUUAAAUGGCCAGCAGGAGGCCAGGGUGCAUCUUGCGCUGUGUUGUGCUGCCCUGCGAUAAAGAUGAGCUAUUCCUGUCUCCGA